UAUCAAUAAAACAUAACAUAAACAUGCCUUUUGAUUUGGGUAGCUUGAUCUCGGCCGGUGGCCGUGUACGUAUAGGCGGACACACCACCGAAGAGUUGAUGUCCACGGGUGCUGCGCACAUCGUCGGAUCGGAUGGCACUACAGAGGGUGGGGCGUCUGAUGUGGUGCAACAGUCAGAUUUGACGGGAAACAAGAAGUCUUUGUUCAUUGGAAUUAACUAUUUUGGAACCAAAUCAGAGCUGAAAGGCUGCAUAAACGAUGUCAAGAACCUGCGCGAGUUCGUGAUCGAUACCAUGCAAUUCCCAGACGACAAGGAUCAUAUGCGCGUUCUAAUUGACGACGGAAAUGGUGAUGCUAUGCCCACAAGAGAUGCGAUUAUGAAGCAUAUGAACUGGCUUGUCGCGGGUGCGCAAAAAGGAGAUUCGCUCUUCUUCCAUUACAGUGGCCACGGCGGCACAAGCAAGGACAAGAACGAUUCCGAUGAGCAGGAUGGUCAGGACGAAACACUUUGUCCGAUGGACUAUGCGACCAAAGGUCAGAUCAUCGAUGAUUUGGUCCACAAGCAUCUGGUGGAGGUGCUACCCCCCGGAGUGCGGCUCACUGCGAUUGUAGACGCGUGCCAUAGUGGCUCGGUCUUUGACCUAGCAUACACGUACAACAUCGACGCCAACAACGCCAUCAUUGAGGUUGACAACAAGAAGAUUGCAAUGGAUGCUGCUAAGGCCGCUUACGCAGCCCAUAAAAAGGGGGACAAGAUGGGAAUGCUCAAACAUGGUUUGAAGGGUGCCAAGGCAAUCUUCGACGAAUUGAAGGGCAACAAUUAUGAGGACAAGCCCGCUGGAGGCUCAGGUGACGGAGUGACCGAUGCGCGCGUAUCGAACAAGGAAACAGUAGCCGAUGUCAUACAGUUCAGUGGGUGCAUGGACUCGCAAACGAGUGCCGAUGCGCAUAUCAAGGGCCAGGCCACGGGCGCAUUCUCAUGGGCUUUCAUCGAGAGCAUCAAAUCCCACGGUGUCGGUAAGCAGACCUACAUCGAACUACUGACAAACAUACGCCAAUUGCUAGCUGGCAAGUAUACUCAGGUGCCCCAAAUGUCGACCGGAUAUAAGAUGAAUAUGCAAACCCCUUUCAUCAUGUGAGAGAUGAUUCGAUGCUUAUCGAGAACCUUCUCAAUCAACAUUGAAAAAGUCAAUUAUAGUAUUUAGGUACGAUUUAAGUGCAAUAUAGUAACAAUACAUCAUAUUGAAUAUUACUUUGCAAUGACAAUGCCUUCCGAAUGUUUACGGACGAUUGUCUUGCGUUGAUCGAUCGUCUUCCGUUAUUUUACAUGAUGUCAUAGUUCAUAGCAAUACUUGACAAGGUUUGAGCUCGAACUUCGAAUUCUGGCAAGAUAGUACGAUUGCGUAGAGUUUCAUGCCCGAUUACAAACCCAGAGAGGAGUCUUGUAAGACAUCUUCGCCUACACUGAUAAAGAGUAUAAGAUCAGCUUAUCUGUAGAUUGCCAAUAUUUCUUUUCAUGCUCGAUUAGACAAAAUAGACUGACUGGCUUUCCAUACGCGCGAAUCAGUGUAGACAUCCUUUGAAUGGGUACCCGAGAGCGCCGUAUACGCUAACGUAUCGGCUCAAAUGGCAGGGGUGAAAGUCAAUUUUUUUUAUGUAUGGUGGAUUUAAAGCCGGGAAUCUGCCUCGUGGCGACGCUAUUAAAUACUCACCAAACUCUUGUGCAGCUCAAUUGCUCUACCACAAAAUAAACUAUUCUGAUUCUCGUUGGCAUGAAC
Messenger RNA from Sphaeroforma arctica JP610, 1778 nucleotides. RefSeq lists its product as hypothetical. The coding region runs from base 24 to 1139 and encodes 371 amino acids. Gene Ontology annotation, biological process: proteolysis. Gene Ontology annotation, molecular function: cysteine-type endopeptidase activity. Lineage: Eukaryota; Ichthyosporea; Ichthyophonida. The record is from RefSeq and is a predicted model, not a curated record. The transcript has 8 exons.